Molecule: messenger RNA, 3683 nt
Organism: Pygocentrus nattereri (red-bellied piranha)
Lineage: Eukaryota; Metazoa; Chordata; Actinopteri; Characiformes; Serrasalmidae
Gene: btbd17a
Product: BTB/POZ domain-containing protein 17
Exons: 3
Coding region: 185-1621 (478 amino acids)
Molecular function (GO): protein binding
Source: RefSeq, a predicted model, not a curated record
GCCAGUUACAGCAAGAGAGCUGGACGAACGGCAAAGGAGGAGGAGAGAGAAAAUUCAACAAGAGAAUUAAACAAGCAGGACUGGGAUAGAGAGAGAGAGAGAGAGAGAGAGAGAGGGGAAAAGAGGGAAGGACCUGAAAAACAGGAGAAAAGGGAAAGUGAACUGCGUCCACUACCAGGGGAAAAUGAUGACCGGUGCAUUGUACCUGUUGCUGGCUGUCUGGCUCCACAUCAGGCCAUUAAGUGGAGGUCUGCUGAAGUUGGAGGGUGAGCUGGAGGGCAGCAAUGUGAUCAGUCACUCUCAAGGUUUGGUGGGCCGACUGGAGACCCUCCUCCUCCAUGGAAACAGCAGUGACGUCUCACUGCGUGUGGAGACGGUGGACGGUGAUGAGGUGAAGCUGAUCCAGGCCCACACUUUGGUUCUGUCCCUACAGAGCUCCACAUUCAGCCGCAUGCUGCAGACCCGCAACAGCAGCACACUGGUCCUGCAGGAGAGCUCAGACUGCGUGGCCGUCUUCGAGAAGUUCAUCAGGUACCUGUACUGUGGCGAACUCUCCUUGCGCUUGGACCAAGUCACAGCUCUGCAUAAGUUGGCUAUCAAAUACGGUGUCUCAGACCUCCAGCAGGGACUGACUGAAUACAUGAGCCGGAACCUGGCUGGUGCCUCAGCAAGCGGUCAUGUGGUGGGAUGGUACGAGUAUGCUGUGGUGGCAGGGGAUGAGGGUCUGAAGACCACCUGCUUGCAGUUCCUGUCAUGGAACCUGUCAUUUGUCCUGCGGAGUACACAGUGGCCAUCAGUCAGUGCAGAGCUGCUCCUGGCACUGCUGCGGCGCUCUGAUCUGGUGCUUCAAAGUGAGCUGGAGCUUUUUGAGGGCUUGGAAGCCUGGCUGAUCCAGAACGAUCCUGACAGCUUGACUGUUGAAAAUGCUCUCCGGGCGGUUCGCUAUGCCAUGAUACCACCACAGGAGCUUUUCCGCCUGCAGCGCUACUCACCCAUCCUGCGACGUUACCAUGAGUCGGUGCGGGACCUUCUCUAUUUGUCCUUCCAGUUCCACUCGGCUUCCCCGAUGCAGCUGGCCAAGUUCUUCGAUGUCAACUGCAGCCUAUUUGUACCACGGAAUUAUUUAGUGGCAUCCUGGGGUACAUCCUGGGUUGUCAACAAUCCAGUGCGAGAUGACCGCAGCACCAGCUUUCAGACCCAGCUGGGUCCCAGUGGCCAUGACGAAGGAAAGCGGGUGACGUGGAAUGCUUUGUUUUCACCACGCUGGCUCCCGGUUAGCCUCAGGCCCAUGUACAAUGAGCAGAGCACCAUGCACCAGUCCCAGCCUGUGCAGCCACCCAUGAGUGCUGCUCGGCCUCGCAUCAUCAUCACUCCUACCACAUCCAGCGCCGAGUUUGCAGGUGUCAGCUUCCAGAAGACUGUGAUUGUGUCCACCAGGCAGCAGGGUCAGCUGGUGGUGCAAAACAUCUACAACUUCCACCAAAGCACAGAGGAGGCUGGGGACUUCCUAGCUGGAGCUGACCUGCAACAACGCAGCUCUGAAUACUUAACAGAGGGGUCCCUGUACCUGCAUGUCAUCAUCAAACCCCUUUAUCAGACACUCAUUGCUAUUAAAAAGUAAAAGCAGAUGCUAUCAGAGACACAAAAGUAGUUUUAAUCUGAAAGCACUGAUGUUCUUCCAAUGAAAGAUGAGGAUUCACUUCAGAUGUUAAGAGGACGUGGAAGAUUUUAAAGAAUAUGAUCAUCAACAAGCCCCUUGAGCAGAUGCUCAUUGCCAUGAAAAAGUAAAAGUGAAAGCAUCAAAAUCCAGAAGACCCAACAGUGUGUAGAAUAUGACGUGAGAAUUCAGAUCUUAAACGAUCACUUGUGAUUUCAAAUUUUGUGUUUGAAAGUAUUUGGCUAUUGGUGACAAUCACAAGCUAAAUUUUUCAUAUGUGAAUGACUCCAUAUUAUUACCAAGCAGAGAUGGGAACUCAAGUCAGUGACUUGGACUUGAGUCACAUUCAAGUUGCAUGUUGAUAGACUUGUGACUCAAAUAGGACACAUCCUUAAAUGACUUGCGUCUCGACUCUUUACUCCAGGGGUGUCCAAUCUUAUAUGCAGAUGCUGUAGGUUUUCACUCCAACAAAGCAGGAGGUCACCUGAUGAAUGUCUGAAGACUAAGACCAACUGAUUAAAGGAGUAGAAUCAGAUGUUCACCAGCUUGUUGGGAGUGCAAAUCUGCAGCCACACUAGCCCUUUGCGGAUAAGAUCGGACACUCUCUUACUUUAACCACAGAGCUUCGGUUCCAUCCUUCAGACUGAAUGAUGAAAGGAUCAUUAUCGAAUUCAUGCUGGGCGCGACAGGUUUUUAGUGAGAAAUUUCGUUUGUAAAAUGCCACGGCUGCCGCUAAUAACAAGACUAAACUGAAAUUCUCUACUAAAGACAUAGGACUUGACAUGGACUCACACCUUAGAGAGUCAUGACUUGACUUGCACUUAGAAACUUGAGGAUCGACUCGGACAUGCACUCCAGAGACUCAAGACUUGACUUUAACCCACAAUGGACGUGACGGUCAAGACGGACUUGACUUGGGCUUGUAACCAAGAUACUUGAGACUUGGACUCGCACCUCUAAAAGUUCAGACUCGCACUCGCAGCCCAGAGACUCAAGACUUGCACCCAAGAGACUGGAAACUCAACUCAUACUUACAUCUGAGGGACUCAAGACUCCAUUUAUACUCACACCUCAGAGACUUGAGAUUUGACUCAGGACUCAGGACCUCAAGACUCAAGACUCAACUUGGACCUGCACUUUAGAGACUCGAGACAUUCGCACCGCAGAGACUUGACACUCAACUUGGAUUCUCAAGAAUCUUGUGAAGAUCUCUUUCAUCAAGCCCCUGAAGUCACCAUAGAACACCACAUAAAAUCACUGAUAUCCAUCAAAUGAAAGAUGACAGUUUGAGUCAAAAAUCAUCAAAAAACAUACAGCUAUGGAACUGUUUGAAUUAAUUCAUGAAUUUCUCAGAAGAUCAGACAAAGUUGACUCAGCGACAACCAUCUGUCUAAUAAAUAAAACUAAUGAAUAAAACUGGGUAGGAUUCAAGGAUAAUUGUGUCUACUGACUGCACUUGGUUUCCUAAUUAAGGUAGAUGCUGUCUUAAUGCAUUAAAAUGGACUUUACAUCUACAACCUGCGAUGGAGUGCACCCAUAUCACAGCCUUAGAGAAAGACUACAGCCUCAUGCACUGCUAGUUUUCUGUACAGCAACCAGAUAAUACAUCUCCCACUUCAGAACUAUCAUUUACUCCUCACUGCACUGCUUCCAGACUUUUCCAGAGUGACACAGGAACAAUGAACAUUGUUUCUUAGUCUAAUGUGAAUAGGUGCUGCUGUAAAUACGACACUAUAUCAGACUACUUUCAAGUUUGUAAUCUCAUGCAAGCAUUUUAAAGUGUGCUUAAAAAAGGUCACAUAAAACUUCAUUGAUUUCUUCUUUGUAGGUAUUUUGCAAUUGCAGUAGCCCUCAUUGCUCUGAGAACAGAUCCUAAUUCCUCGUAAUAAUUCUUGCAGUCACAACAUUUUUCCUUUUAUUUUAACUAUUGUAAUCUUAAUGUAUUUUGUUGAUUAUAACUUAAUAACAUACCUAAUGCCUGUUGCCCUUUACAUUAUGUGCAAAUUUCAUGAUGAAUGGACCAAAA